AUGGCCCAUCCUAUGUCUCUUCGGGACCGCCAAGUCGCUUCGAUUCAAAAACUUCUCAAUCUCAAUCACGACCCAAGUCCGACCGAAGAUGCGCCUCAUGAUUCCGCCGUUCAUGGUGGCCUCAUUUCUCACUCCACCCCGAUCUUAAACGAAGAUGGCGAUCCGAUCUGGAAGGUCCUGGUCUUUGAUGGCAUGGGCAGGGACGUCAUCAGUAGUGUCUUACGGGUUAACGACCUGCGAGCAUGGGGAAUCACUAUUCAUCUAAGCAUCAAUUCCCAGCGAUACCCCAUUCCCGAUGUUCCCGUCGUCUAUCUUGUGGAGCCAACUGUCGCCAAUAUUCAAGCCAUCACGCGCGAUCUUUCUCAUAGUCUCUACUCUCCCGCUUACGUCAACUUCCUUUCUUCCGUGCCGCGGCCACUUCUGGAGGACUUCGCUUCCCAAAUAGCUACUUCCGGUGCGUCGGAGCACAUCGCACAGGUCUUCGAUCAAUAUCUCAAUUUUAUUGUGGCUGAGCCCGAUCUGUUUAGCUUGGGACUCGGAAAUGAUGCAUACUACAAGAUAAACAGUGGCAAAACCAGUGAUGAGGACUUGGAUGCAAUCGUUGACAAGGUGGUUGGCGGCUUGUUCAGUGUCAGCGUCACAAUGGGUGCCAUUCCUAUCAUUCGAUGCCCCAAAGGGGGUGCUGCAGAAUUAAUUGCCACAAAACUGGACCGCAAACUCCGCGAUCACAUCCUAAACUCUAAGGACAACCUCUUCUCGGGAAAUCAAAGAUCUCUUCCGGGUGUACCUUCGACUCGCCCAGUUUUGAUUAUAAUGGACCGAAAUGUCGACUUAGUCCCGAUGCUUUCGCAUUCCUGGACGUACCAAUCCCUCGUACAGGAUGUACUUCAGAUGCGCUUAAACCGAAUCACCCUAGAUGCAGACGACCAAGAUUCUGGAAAGGCCGCGAAGAAGGCAUAUGACAUUAACAGCAACGACUUCUUCUGGCAGCGAAAUGCAGGCGCCCCUUUCCCUCAAGUUGCAGAGGACAUUGAUGCCGAAUUGACUCGCUAUAAAGAGGAUGCCACUGAGAUUACAAAGAAGACUGGGGCUUCAUCCAUUGAGGAUCUCCAGAAUGACACCAGCGCUUCCGCUCAGCACCUUAAGGCAGCCAUUACUCUGCUCCCGGAAUUGCGGGAACGCAAAGCUAUUCUUGAUAUGCACAUGAACAUUGCCACGGCUUUGUUGAAGGGCAUCAAGGACCGACAACUGGAUAACUUCUUCGAGCUGGAGGAGAACAUUACCAAGCAGUCGAAGACCCAGCUUCUGGAUCUAAUCAAUGACCCAGCUAAAGGGAGCAAUCCACAGGAUAAGAUGCGCAUUUUCAUCAUCUGGUUCCUGAGCACCGAGACUGAGCUGAACCGCGCGGAGAUGACCCAGUUUGAGGAGGCUCUUACCAAGGCCGGUGUGACAGAUGUCACCGCUCUCUCCUAUGUUCGCCAAGUCCGCGAAAUCACUCGUAUGACUAUGAUGACCACUGCUGCCCCCGAGCAGCAAUCCUCGGAUCUUUUCCGCGGCUUUUCAUCCCUCUCUAACCGUCUUACCGAUCGCAUCGCCUCAGGGGCUUUGGGUGCCAACUUUGAUUCACUGAUCUCGGGUGUCAAGAACUUCCUACCAGCGAACAAGGACUUGACGGUGACAAAGAUCACCGAGUCCAUCAUGGAUCCUUCUACUGCAUCGAGCUCGGCUAUCGCGAAGACGGAGAACUAUCUCUACUUUGAUCCGCGGAACGCCAACGCCCGCGGCGCCAUGCCCCCUGCCUCUGCGUCUCGCAAUGCACAGAUGCCCGGCGGCAUGGGCUCUGUCGGCCCUGGCACCGGUGCUAGUUUCGGCCAGCGUCGUCAGGCUUUCAACGAGGCCAUUGUCUUCACCGUUGGCGGCGGCAGCAUGGAUGAAUAUGGCAACUUGCAAGACUGGGUGCGCCGGACAAGCGGCCAGACAGGUGCAGAUGGCGCUUCUACUAACCGUGCUUCUGGUGCUGGAAGUCGCCGUCGCGUUGUCUAUGGCAGCACGGACUUAAUGAACGCGAGCGAGUUCCUGUCGGAUUCCUUGGCGCCUUUGGGCCGGGAGAGCUGA
Penicillium macrosclerotiorum is the source of this 2115-nucleotide messenger RNA. It is a transcript of the gene sly1, whose product is annotated as syntaxin-binding protein. The coding region runs from base 1 to 2115 and encodes 704 amino acids. Gene Ontology annotation, cellular component: cytosol; Golgi membrane. Gene Ontology annotation, biological process: endoplasmic reticulum to Golgi vesicle-mediated transport; intracellular protein transport. Gene Ontology annotation, molecular function: syntaxin binding. The record is from RefSeq and is a predicted model, not a curated record. The transcript has 4 exons. Lineage: Eukaryota; Fungi; Ascomycota; Eurotiomycetes; Eurotiales; Aspergillaceae.